CAAGAGAAAAUUGCUGGUGUCGUACUUUGGCUAAAGCCCGGCCAAACCCUUGAUAUCGGCCUGUGCACCCUCUUACGAUCUGGAUUCCAUAAGGUACUCCUCGGAUGGGGUAUUGAAGGCAUGAAGAGGUUGACAGUAGAGUUCUCGCCAGCAGUAGAACAUGCGCUGGAGAAAACAUUCAAGGCCAGACAGUUAGAUAGGCUGGAUUCAUGGCACCUUCUUACGAUCGUCGUUGACCCUGAGCAUGAAGGAAAUGGGCUUUGCUCGCUUAUGAUGAAGGAUGGUUUCGCCCGAACUGCACCAAAACCUGUCCACCUCGAAGCUACAACAAGUAAAUCGCGCGACAUUUACGCCAGAUAUGGCUUUGAGGUCAAUGAGGAACACCGAUACGGUAAAGGCAAGGUUGAUUCUAACGGAUUAAAAGCGAGAGGAGACGCUGCAACUGGAUAUCCGGAAUGGAUUAUGACGAAGGCAAGUACC
Fomitiporia mediterranea MF3/22 is the source of this 480-nucleotide messenger RNA. RefSeq lists its product as uncharacterized. The annotation marks the transcript as partial. The record is from RefSeq and is a predicted model, not a curated record. Lineage: Eukaryota; Fungi; Basidiomycota; Agaricomycetes; Hymenochaetales; Hymenochaetaceae. The transcript has 4 exons.